AUGGCGUCGCGCAACGACCCCGAGGCGAAGGCCUACAAGGCCAAGACCUUGAAGCCCAGAAAGGACAAGGCAGCCAUGCUGGAGAAGCGCAAGGCCAAGCGAGCUGCCAAGGCAGAGAAGCGCGCUGAAAAGGCUGAAAAGGCCAAGGUUAAUGCCGAGGCUAAGAAGGUCGUUGGUGGUAACCCUCGAAAGGAGAAGUACAGUGCAAAGAAGAAGGUUGUGAGUGAUGAAAAGAGGAAGGCGAAGCUCAAGACUCGCGCCGAAAAGCUACAGAAGAAGGCAGACACCUUGUUCAAGGAGGCAAAGAAGGCUGCUGCUCAGUACCAGGCUUUGCUUGAUGCCGAGAAAAAUGCGACUGAGUCCAAGCCUGAACAGGAUAGUGACAACGACGAUUCCGAUUCUGAUUCCGACACCUCUUCGUCUGAUGCUUCAGAGGCUUCUGACGCCUCCGAGGACAAGGGUGGCGUUCCUGUGAAUCAGGAGCCCAACGAAGUUCCUCAAGACAUCCCUGCCGACGAGAUCGUUAUGAAGCACCGUCGAUUGAGUAACGCCGGUUCCGAGCGAAGCCGCGUCUCCGUCGCUGAUGUUCCUUCGGAAGCAGAGGAGCCGAAGAACUCCAAGAAGGAUAAAAAGAACAAGAAGGAGAAGAAGGUGAGGGUUGUCGAGCCUGAGGAAGCCAACGAGGAGACCAACGAGUCUAAAUCCGAGGAUGAGGAACCCGAGGUUUCGGACAAGAAGGCUAAGAAGGCCGAGAAGAAGCGCAAGCGAGAGGCCGAGGCCAAAGCCAAGGUAGAGAAGGGAUCUGAAGAAUCCGCUGCUCAAACUGAGCAGUGGCAGGUCGAUGGUCUCGAAGGCGGUUCUGCUCGACAGGCCAAGUUCCUACGACUCUUGGGAGGUAAGAAGGUGGGUGGUGCUGCCCCCGCGGCUCACAGUUCUGCCUCCAAGGGCGUAUCUGAUUCUACCAAGGCCGAAGCCGAUAUUCAAAAGCAAUUCGAGGCUGGCAUGAAGAUGAAGAAUGAGGCUGGAAGUAAGCGCCGCGGUCUCGGUGCUUAA
Molecule: messenger RNA, 1053 nt
Organism: Fusarium venenatum
Lineage: Eukaryota; Fungi; Ascomycota; Sordariomycetes; Hypocreales; Nectriaceae
Product: small acidic protein family-domain-containing protein
Source: RefSeq, a predicted model, not a curated record